This is a messenger RNA of Nerophis ophidion (straightnose pipefish), 2617 nucleotides long. Its product is annotated as endonuclease 8-like 1. The coding region runs from base 329 to 658 and encodes 109 amino acids. The transcript is spliced from 6 exons. NCBI's taxonomy places the organism in Eukaryota, Metazoa, Chordata, Actinopteri, Syngnathiformes, Syngnathidae. The record is from RefSeq and is a predicted model, not a curated record.
UGCGCAUUAAGUGGGCGGAUGUAAUGAUUUCGAUGGGAAGAAAUAAUAUUCAGCAUCGAAGGAAUAACAACUGAAAUCAUCCCGUCCUGCAGCAUGCACCUAUGUGAAUGUGGAGAAUGACCAGCAAUGUCCAAGUUGAACAUUCCACCCUUUGUGCCUGCCCGGACUGUGCUGGAAGGCCUCGAGUCAGAGGAUGCGUGUGAAGACAAGAAAGCUGUAAAAAAGGAGAUCCAUAGCAAAAAGGUCAAAUAAGUACAAACAAGUAUUUUACCUCGAUUAUUAACAGUUUAUUUUGCCCAAAAAUGUUAAGGGAGCCAAAAAGGACAAAAUGGAAGAGGAGAAUACAGACCUGCUCAGACUUUGCCACACAGUACCGCUGGAGGUGGUGAACUUAGGUGGGAAAGGUUACGAUCCAGAGAAGAAAGACUACUCAGGUUUUGAGGCCUGGUUGCAGUGUUACUAUGUGGAUGGAAUGAAGUCUGUACGCGACCACAAUGGCAGGACUAUGUGGUUCAAAGGCGAUCCAGGUCCUAUGGCUCCUAAAGAAUCAAAGUCUCCAAAGGCCAAAAAGAGAAAAGAUACAGAUGCAGACCAUGAUUACCCCCGCAAGAAAAAGGUAUAUUCAGUAGGUAAUCACCACCAGCACAUAGAAAUCUAACCCCAUUGUGGCUGUACUUCAGGAUCCUAGCCUCCAAAGGAAAUAUAGAUUCGGCUCUGUCCCUUCUUGUAGAGGGCCUCAGCGUGUUUUGACCCAUUCAGCUUGUUGUCCAUGUGUACUCCGAGGUAUUUAUAAUCCUCUACCAUGUCCACAUCCACCCCCUUGAUGGAAAGAGGGGUCGCCAGAGUACUCCUCCUCCUUCCCAGGUCCACAACCAGCUCCUUGGUCUCCGUAACAUUGAGCUGGAGGUGGUUCUUUCCACACCAUGUGACAAAGUCCUCCACCAGUGUCCUGUAUUCCUCGUCAUCACCUUCCUCAAUACACCCCACUAUCGCAGAGUCAUCAGAAAACUUCUGAAGGUGGCAGGACUCUGACUGAUAGUGGAAAUGGGUGGUGUAAAUGGUGUAGAGGAAGGGGGAAGAGUACUGUAGCCUCCGGGGCCCCGGUGUUGCUGACCAGCCUGUCAGACACACAGUCCUGCAGUCGCAUAUACUGUGGUCUGUCAGUCAGGUAAUCUACAACCCAGGACACCAAGGGGGCCUCCACCUGCAUCUUCUCCAACUUCACACCCAGUAGCCCAGGCCGUUUAGUAUAAGCCGCCUCCAAAGGUGUUUCAGAGAAUUUGGCAAUACAUCCAACUGGCCUCACAGCCGCAGACCAUAUUGAUUGGCUGAGACCUGCCACCCGGACAGCUGCUACAACAAUUGGUUUGCUUAACCAUAGCAUUUCUGCACAAACUGUAAGAAACUACCAUGAAUUGAUUAACGUGGACCCCGACUUAAACAAGUUGAAAAACAUAUGGGGGUGUUACCAAUUAGUGGUCAAUUGUACGGAAUAUGUACUGAACUGUGCAAUCUACUAAUAAAAGUAUCAAUCAAUCAAUCUGUCUCAAGAAAGCUCAUCUGCAUGCUCGUGGUCCUCAUCGGGGUCUCGACCUAACUGCAGUUUGUCUUCUUAACCAACUUGAGUGGGCAAAUGCUCACACUCAAUGGCGUCUGGCACAAUACAGAGGUUUUGGUAUGUUAUUAUUGACAGCGAAACCACGUGCAUUUUAUUGAUGGCAUUUUCCAUGCGCAGAGAUACCGUCACGAGACCCUGAGCCCCAUUGUUGUACUAAUCACCCGAGGCCAUCACCUUUAUAAAUAACAUUUACUAACUCAUGUUGCAAGGAUCUGGAAGCUAAAAACAUCCCAGUUCUUGCAUGACCAGCAUACUCACCGGACAUGUCACCCAGUAAGUAAUUUUUGAGAGGAAUAUAUAUUUUCUGUAUAGUAAAAGUUUCAGAUCUUUAAGUUCAAUUCAUGAUAAAUGGGAGCAAAAACAAAAGUGUUGCGUUUAUAUAUUUGUUCAAUACCAUAUUUUUCGGAGUAUAAGUCGCACCUGCCGAAAAUGCAUAAUAAAGAAGGAAAAAAAACAUACAAGUCGCACUGGAGUAUAAGUCGCAUUUUUGGGGGGAAAUUUAUUUGAUAAAACCAGACGGCAAGAAUAGACAUUUGAAAGGCAAUUUAAAAUAAAUCAAGAAUAGUGAAGAACAGGCUGAAUAAGUGUAGGUUAUAUGAGGCAUAAAUAAGCAACUGCUAUGUUAAGCUAACAUAUUAUGGUAAGAGUCAUUCAAAUAACUAGAACAUAUAGAACAUGUUAUACCUUUAACAAACUAUCUCUCACUCCUAAUCCAUAAAUCCCAUAAAAUCUUAUACGUCUAGUCUCUUACGUCAAUGAGAUAAAUAAUAUUGAUAUUUUACGGUAAUGUGUUAAUAAUUUCACACAUAAGUCGCUCCUGAAUAUAAGUCGCACCCCCGGCCAAACUAUGAAAAAAAAACUGCUACUUAUAGUCCGAAAAAUACGGUGCAUAUUUUCUAAAUCAAAAAAGGAAUACCAUUAAAAAACAACAUAAAUUAAUAGACUUUGGUUUAAUCGGCCCUUUAAGUUGUCCAGCAGCUAUAAAAUGAUAUUGCUGAA